CAUUAUUUCUGUAACCAACUACCCUGUCAAAUUGCGAUUGGCAGUGGGAAAAGACUGCGGUCAGUUGCUUGAUAAACAAUCACAAUCAUUAAUUCCUCUUUGGGAUUUACAAACGAAGAGACAAACCAUUCAUAUGGAGAGUAAGAUGCUUGAGAAGAAAUCUCAGUUGCAACAAGAAACAACUGAUAGACUAAUUGAAAAAGAUCUAUCGGAUGAGUCAUAUGCAAAGAAUUUAAGACAAAAGCGAUUUUACAAGCCUCAAGAAACAAUUUUAGAUUUCGAAAAAAAUCCGUUUAUAGUCAAAGAAAACAAAGAUGAGCAUCGAAAAUGUAAUGAAGAUAUUACCAAAGAAAGUCUUGAAAAUGAUGAGGAUGAAGUGGAAGUUGCCAUUAUGUCGAAUAUAUCUUGUGAUAUUGAUCAUGAGCAUAUAAUUACAUAUAAUACUUCAUCUGAGCCUGAGUUCACUAGCAAUAUUUGGAUGCCUGCCUUAUUGAUCUUGAGUCAAUUGAAUUUAUUCGAGGUGAAGGCAGUUCUCGUGCUUCAAGUCUGUGAAAAAUCUGUAAAAGAAAAUGUCUAUAGGUUAAAAAGAUUAUGGGACGUAAAUGUGACGGGAUUGCUUGGGAUUUGA
Funneliformis geosporum is the source of this 628-nucleotide messenger RNA. Lineage: Eukaryota; Fungi; Glomeromycota; Glomeromycetes; Glomerales; Glomeraceae. The record is from the annotation of a GenBank genome assembly.